Molecule: messenger RNA, 1891 nt
Organism: Hordeum vulgare subsp. vulgare (domesticated barley)
Lineage: Eukaryota; Viridiplantae; Streptophyta; Magnoliopsida; Poales; Poaceae
Product: protein FIZZY-RELATED 3
Exons: 9
Coding region: 176-1636 (486 amino acids)
Biological process (GO): positive regulation of anaphase-promoting complex-dependent catabolic process; anaphase-promoting complex-dependent catabolic process; positive regulation of ubiquitin protein ligase activity
Cellular component (GO): anaphase-promoting complex
Molecular function (GO): anaphase-promoting complex binding; protein binding; ubiquitin ligase activator activity
Source: RefSeq, a predicted model, not a curated record
CCUCGUUCCAUCCCCUGAUCCCCAUCCCCAUCCCCAUCGCCAUCGAUCUCGCCGCCGCCACCCACCCACCCACCCACCCCGCCGACCUCGCCGCCGGUCGCCACCCACCCAAAGCCGGCGUCUUGGUCGGCCGGGUCGAGCGGCGGAGGCUACGACUCGGAUCGGUCCUGUCGCCAUGGCGGCGGCGGCGUCCGGUGCGUCCGCGGGGGCGGGGGCCAAGCCGGGGCGGCUGAACGUGCCGGCGGGGAUGGCGGGGUCGCUCCGCCUGGACCCGUCCUCCCCGGCCUCGUCCGCCUCCUCCGCGGCGGCGGCGGCGCGCCUGCUCGAGAUCCCCAAGACUCCGUCGCCGUCCAAGGUCACCUACAGCGACCGCUUCAUCCCCUGCCGCUCCUCGUCCCGCCUCCACAACUUCUCGCUCGCCGACCGCCCCUCCCCGGGCUCGGGCUCCCGGGACGACAGCAGCGCCUACUCGCGCCUUCUCCGCGCCGAGCUCUUCGGGGGCGACUCCUCCCCGGGCGGCGACAAGCAGGAGUCCCCCGGCUCCAACAACCUCUUCCGCUUCAAGACGGACCCUCGCUCCUCGGCACCCUCCUCCCCCUUCGCCGAGAAGCUCGACUGCACCGGCGUCGGCUCCCCCACCCCCAAGAAGGCGCCCCGCAAGGUCCCCAAGACGCCUCACAAGGUGCUGGACGCGCCGUCCCUGCAGGACGACUUCUACCUGAACCUCGUCGACUGGUCCUCCCAGAACAUGCUCGCCGUCGGCCUCGGCACCUGCGUCUACCUCUGGUCCGCAUCCAGCAGCAAGGUCACCAAGCUGUGCGAUCUGGGGCCGAGGGACAGCGUCUGCGCCGUGCACUGGACGCGCGAGGGCUCCUACCUCGCCGUCGGCACCAGCCUUGGAGACGUCCAGAUUUGGGAUAGCUCUCGCUGUAAGAGGAUUAGGAACAUGGGAGGACACCAGACGCGGGCGGGGGUGCUAGCGUGGAACUCCACCAUAUUGUCCUCCGGUAGCAGGGACAAGAACAUAUUGCAGCAUGACAUCCGUGUCCCCACUGACUACAUCAGCAAAUUUGCUGGCCACAGAUCAGAGGUCUGUGGGUUGAAAUGGUCGCACGACGACCGCGAGCUUGCCUCUGGUGGAAAUGACAACCAGCUUCUAGUAUGGAACCAGCGGUCGCAGCAGCCGGUGCUGCGACUGACUCAACAUACCGCCGCGGUUAAAGCGAUAGCAUGGUCACCCCACCAGCACAGCCUGGUGGCGUCAGGAGGCGGGACGGCUGACAGGUGUAUCAAGUUCUGGAACACCGCUAAUGGAAAUAUGCUCAACUCAAUUGACACAGGCAGCCAGGUUUGCAACCUUGCCUGGUGCAAGAAUGUGAAUGAGCUUGUGAGUACCCAUGGGUACUCCCAAAACCAAAUAAUGGUGUGGAAGUAUCCAUCCAUGUCAAAGGUUGCGACUCUUACCGGACACACGCUGCGUGUGCUUUACCUCGCAACGUCCCCCGAUGGACAGACAAUAGUAACAGGAGCCGGCGACGAAACUCUCAGAUUUUGGAACAUUUUCCCUUCAAUGAAAGCGCAGGCUCCCGCUCGUGAUGCUGGGCUCUUUUCUUUUUCGAGAAGCCACAUCCGGUGACAAGUCGCAGAGGGACCGACCAAAGAAGACAAAGAUAUAUAUGUGACUGCCAAACAUAUUUUCGUUGCAUGUGCAGUUCUUGAGUGAUUCUGUACAUUUUGUGUGGCCUGAUCUGAUCCAUUAUUCCGUUGCCCAUUAACUUAACUCAUUUGUUGUAGUAGAAACUCAUAAACUCUGCAGAUGUAAGUCUUGUUUGACAGAAAAUGUUAGAGAGAAAUGGAGACCAACCAGGGUUAUCCAUGUACUUUUAAAUCA